Periophthalmus magnuspinnatus is the source of this 831-nucleotide messenger RNA. RefSeq names its product mitochondrial ribosomal protein L11 (gene mrpl11). Gene Ontology annotation, molecular function: large ribosomal subunit rRNA binding; structural constituent of ribosome. Gene Ontology annotation, biological process: translation. The transcript has 7 exons. The record is from RefSeq and is a predicted model, not a curated record. The coding region runs from base 127 to 717 and encodes 196 amino acids. Gene Ontology annotation, cellular component: mitochondrial large ribosomal subunit; ribosome. Lineage: Eukaryota; Metazoa; Chordata; Actinopteri; Gobiiformes; Gobiidae.
GCUUAGGAGACCAGCGCCUGUAUCCAACAUGUCUGCGCCCUGAGACAGCAGACGGCGGCGUGAAGGUUUAAGACGUCAAACAAACAGUGGAUGGAUUCACUACUGGUUUGAAGUAAAUCGACCAGAAUGUCUAAGAUCUCCAAGGCAGCGAAGGCGGUGAAGAAGCUGGAUACAGGUGGCAUUAUCAGGACGAUUGUCAGGUCAGGACAAGCGGCCCCGGGACCCCCACUUGGACCUAUUCUGGGACAGAGAGGAAUCCCCAUUGGGCAAUUCUGCAAAGACUUCAAUGAGAAGACCAAAGAGCUAAAGGAGGGUAUCCCUCUUCCAAUCAAGAUCCAUGUGAAGCCUGACCGAACCUAUGAUCUGAAGAUUGGACAGCCAACUGUGUCGUACUUCCUCAAACAGGCUGCGGGCAUCUCAAAAGGAGCGGCAAAAACAGGCCACGAGACAGCGGGAAUGGUGUCUGUGAAAGCCAUUUAUGAGAUUGCACAGGUCAAAGCCCAAGAUGAAUGCUUCAAAAUGAGAAAUGCUUCACUGGAAAAUGUAGUAAAAUCCAUCGUAGGCUCGGCGCGCUCCCUUGGCAUCAAAGUUGUUAAUGACCUGUCUGCUGAGGAAUACAAAGUUUUCUUGGAGCAAAGGGAGGAGAAACUUAAAGCUGAUGCUGCUGAAGCCGCUGCUGCAGCUGCCGCCGAAUCUGCUACAGGAAAAAAGAAAUGAUUCUGUCCCAUUCCUAUUUAUUAUUGUUUCUGAGCUACAUCAAGACUGUAAUUUCCCUCAAAGCCCACUGUAUGUGUCAGAUGUUAAUAAAAGAUUAUGCUGUUUUUCACUUUG